AUGGAUGCAUGGAGAUGGAGAGUUCUACCGCUGGUGUCUGUCCUUCUGGCGGUUCUGUUCCUCUACGUCAGAAGGCCAGAUAAGGUUUGGAAUGUCUCACUGCGACGCACUCUUCGUGUUCAUCUUCUCCCGUAGUAUGGUUGGGGAGUCUCGUAGUUGCAAGAAUAGUAAUUCACUCUGCGUCUAAAGAGCUCUAGAUUCUGCACGUACUUCAUUUUAUGCCAAUUUCUUUUCGCAGCCAUUACCAAAUAGCCAGUGUAGCCUUCUUCCCCAUGACCAAUACCUGAUACGCAGCAAGCGCAUCAUUACACCAGAGGGAGUGAUUGCUGGCUCAGGUUAGUGUCCAUUGUUUACUUCAAUGUUUCCAUCGAAUCCCCAUGCCACGAUAGGGGUUUUCUUUGUGAUCUUGGACUCUUUAGUUUACUGCAAUGGUGUGCCUAUCACGACAAUUGUCUGGCUUAUCUGUGCAAUCCUGCCAGUUGAGGUGAAAGGAGGGAUAAUCGUUUCGGUCGCUGAAGGAGGGGAUCAGUUUUCAGACUACUCACAAGGGUAUAUACUUGACUACGGAGACGCAGUCGUUAUGCCUGGCUUGGUUGACAUGUAAGUUAAUUCGAUCUUUUCCUUUGAAAGGAAGAUACUUUGCCGUGGAGAAGUUCUAAAUGAGUAUCCUUUUUGUGCUUUAGCUGAGAAUUUCAUUUGUAUUAUCUGGUCUAAAACGUUCGUCAGUGAAAUAGGGCAGUAAGUAGUUCUAAGAUUUUUUUAAAAUUUUACGACGUUUCCUUUUAAUUAUUUUUCUGUUUCAAUAAUUUCUCAUCUGGGGUUUAUCCUUUCAUCAUUACAACCGGAUAUACUAGUUUUAUUGAAUAAAAUAAGACUAAUGCCCUCAGCUAGUGAGGCGAAAUACAUCGUCGGUGAAUCAGAGACCUUUUUUUUUGCAGUUAAUUAUUUCCUUCUUUUACUUGAGCAAGCAUAGAUAUUUCAGCCGUUUCACUUUUGGAUGGAGAAUGUUUCCAGACUUGGUUGAUAUCAUGCCAGACAUUUGGAGAGAAGAGUUUUACACUUAAACGCACGGUUCUUUUCCAUUAUUCUGCUUUUGAUUCCUGAUGACCCGUGCGUUUUAAAAUAUGUAACUGUUUCGCAUUUCUAAAAAUUGUUAACUUAAAUGCAACAUAUACGUGAUUUCAGGAAUUCGUUGGAUGAAGUACUACUGAUUCACAUUGAACAAAUGCAAGAAUUCUUUCUCUCUCUUUUUUUUUUUCCUUGUGGUGUUGACAGUGAAUUGUCUAAUGCAUGCUUCAACUUCAGCCUAAUAUGGGUACUCACUCCCUAAAUAACUUUUAUCCUCCGUAAUUUUCGUGGUAUUUUCGGUAUUGUAGCAGAGAAACAGUUCUUUUCUUGGUUCAUUGACGUAUCGGUCUUUGAAUAUAGCUCAUUAAUUUUAACGUUUUUGGGUUUUAGUCACGUACAUCUGAAUGACCCUGGAAGAACUGAAUGGGAAGACUUCACAACUGGGACAAAAGCAGCUGCUGCCGGUAUGCAUCUUGAGGUCAUUUACUAUGUUUUAGAGCUAGUUAUUAUGGAUGUGAUACUUGCCACAAGAAAGUGGUAAUCACAAUGAAUAACGUAUAUCCAGGCGUGUCUGAUUUGUGAAUGUCACCUUGCGUUCUUUACAUGAUAAAUCGUACGCUGGUAUGGAGAACCAGAAAGUCAACUCCAAAAUUAAUUUUAUAUUGACUAUCCAUUGAAAACUUAUGUGUCCUUGGGCACGUAUAAAGUGGUGUAUGCCAGUGAUUACCUAAAAUGAAUCGUUUAUCUUUUAUGCAGAUAUAUAAUCUGGAUAGUCAUGUAUUACUUGGUUAAAAAAUCCUGCAAUCGUCAUUAGCAGAUGCAAGAUGCUUGGGAUUGAGUUGAGUAGAAGCAAGCUAUGAGGAAUUAUUUAUCACUAUGGAACCUUUUUGUCAAUAUGUUUAUAACAAGGUUUUCCUUUAAGGGAAUUGAAUCUUAAAUCGGAAAUAUGUAUCUUGAGAUCUAAGUUUAGAUUUUUAUCUGCAUUAUUUUAAAGUUGAUUUCAUUAUUUUUUUUAUUUCCAAUUAUUUCGUUUGCUUGGCAGAUAUUCUGUUUCUUGCAUUUCAGCAUAUGUAUACUAAGUACGGAUUAUAAUUUUCUACAGGUGGCAUAACAACCUUGAUUGACAUGCCUCUUAAUUGUUUCCCUACGGUAGUAUCAGAAGAAACUUUCCGGCUCAAGGUACUGCCACUCUCAUUUUAGCAUUGAUUUUGCAGUACACUUCUGGCGUGACUAAUUCCUGUCGUUUCUGUUCACAUUAGCUUGAAGCAGCGAGGAACAGACUUCAUGUAGACGUUGGUACGAGCUUCAACAAUAAUAGGAGCCAUUGAUCAUCCAUUCACUGAAUAACCACAUUUAGAUGUCUUACAAGAAAACCAAGCAACUCAUUAUAUCUUCUUUCAUGUGUAAUUGACUUGCUAUAUAUUUUCUUCAUUAUAUUCCAAUUUAUCUUCAAAAAAACGUAAUUUUUUCUGCAUUUCAGAAUUGGAUCCUGUAAACCUUGUUAUCUACAGGUUUCUGGGGAGGUCUUGUGCCUGAGAAUGCAUUCAACAGAAGUGCAUUGGAGAGUCUUCUUGAUGCUGGUGUUCUUGGUCUCAAGGUAGAUUUUUUUGUGGUGAACAGGCUCUCGAUAGUCUGUAAGCUUGAAAGGGACUAUCUUGGGAAUCCAACAUAAAUGUAUUUUUGUUGAGGUUGUCUGAUCCACAUUAGAUUAAGACUCGGUGAUUGAAAAAAAUUGGUGAAUCUAAUUUGAUAACCAGAGUCGUUCUUUGAUAAAUGAUCACUAUGAGUCAGCCUCAAUAGAAUUUGAUCAAAAGAAAAUUCUGUCGUUAAGGUGGUGAACUGAACUUUAUCAUAUAAUAUGCAACCACUAUCUUCAAAGUCUUGUUGAAUAAUCAAUUUUAAUCUAAUUUGUACGAGUCUGACAGAGUCACGUUAAAACUAUAUUUAGAACAGCUCUUCCAAGUUCUUUUUCGUUUGCUGUACCCUCGGACGUAUAAAACAGGAUGACAGGAGAUGUAACUAAAUCCCAAAAGUUAGAACCUACGAGACAUAGUAAAUUAAACUGGACAUUGAUGUGGUGUAGUUUAAUGUUCCUUUACCAGAGUGAACAUUGCCCAUUUAUGUAGAUUGAUUCACCUCUGGAAGGUGGGAAGUUCAUUUGUAAUGCUGUGUGGUUCUCAUAAGUUCAUUGAUGGAUAAGGGAUUGCCUAUAUUUCAGAUAAAAAUGUAUAUAGUUACCUUUAUUUUUUAUAUAUUUUUAUUGAGGAUAUAUAAUAUGAUGAAUAUCGAUAGGAAUUAUUUUUCCUAUGGACUGUUGUUUUCACUUUAUUAGCUUCAAUGCAUGUUGUUCUUCUUAGACAUUGGAGCCUGUGUCUGACUUUUACCUUGUUUGAAGUCUUUUAUGUGCCCCUCAGGAAUCGAUGACUUCCCAAUGACGAAUGCGACUCACAUCAAGGUGUGCUCCUCUCUUCAAUUUUGCGUUUCCCAGUAAAUCACAUGUGUAGGCUUUUCUUAGGUAUACAUCUUUUUGAGCUAGUUGCAGUGCUAAUCGUCAUAUUUUUUUAUGCAAGUGAACGGUUGAGUUGCUUAAUGUCAUGUCAAUAGUAGUGUUCGAAUAGCAAAACAAAAAGAACAAUAUUCGCUAUUUUUUUUCGCUUUUUUUUUUGGUCUUCUUUCCUUAUGUUUUGUGCAUAAUACUCCUGAAGGUGUUUUAAAAUUGAAGAAGCGAAAACGGAAAAACAUCCAACUUUCGUUGUUUUUUACAUUGGUGGCCCUUUUAUCAUGUUUGAUAUUUUCCCCUCAUUUUCCCUUGUUAAUCAAACAGAAGCAUUUCAGUUCUCACUUAUUUUCCUUGGCCUUGUUACGGUGAGAUGAUUUUUCAUUUUACUUGCUCAGUAAAUAAUUUUGACUUUGAUGCUGAAAUGGAAAAACUGCUGGUUUGGAAAGUAAUAGCUAUGUUCACUAUCAAUUGGUUCGAUAAAGAUAAACGCAAACAGUUCAUCCUGUACAUACAGACCGAACGGAAUAUUCAUAUAUAUAAAUUAUUUUUUAUUUUGGAACGAAAAGUUGGACCACCAGAGCAACUGGCAUGGGUUUUUCUAUUCGUAAGUAAUCAUAUAUAUGAAUAUAUUUUUUUUAUCUAAUCAUCAUUAUGGCUAAGUGUACGCUUUUUUUUCUAUGAAAAAAAUAUGUCCCUCAAAACAAGGGCUUGAUCUCUCGCUAUUGUCCUCUUAAAUAUUUCUCUGUUGCUCGUAGGAAGGGUUGCAUGUCUUGGCAAAAUACAAGAGGCCUUUGCUCGUUCACUCAGAGAUUGCACUGGAUUCUGAAGGCAGUACAGAUAAAGCGUCCCCUCCAGAUCCUAGAUCUUACUCAACUUAUCUUAAGACUAGGCCACCUUCAUGGUAAGUCAGCAACCAACAUACUUGGGCAUAUGGAAGAAAACUGCAUCCUGAUUGUUUCUGUGAGAAAUUUGCUGCCUGUAUGAUAAUUCAUUCAGUUUCCUGUAGUCUUAUCUCUAUUCAUCAUUUUCACAAUGUGGUUCCUACACUAAUAGGAUUUUUUUCGUCCAUAAAAAUAUAUAAAAUCUGUUGAGAACAAUGGUUAUUAAUGAAUGAAUACCCUCUACCCUUGUUGGGUGCAUUCCAAAAAUAUCUGCUUUCCUAUUCAGGAUAUGAUGCCUCGGGGGAAAGUAAAACAUCCAAUUGAUAAGAGGUUGAAUAAAGAUUUCUCCGUUCUGAAUUGAACCUUUUUAGCAUUUUACUAGCUCUGGAUAUAAACAUAAGCCAUCUAUCUAUAUCAAAGAGUUUACCAGAUGUUUUAAAUUUGGAAAUAAAUAAUUAACAAUUUAAUACUCUCCUUGGUACCAGUGAUAAGAUUACUGGCCAACGCGACUGCUUUAUGCAUUUGAUUAGCUUUGGCUCAUUGGUAUUUUAUGGGAGAAUGUCCUGUGAGGCUCAAGCUACUUGUUAUGAAGGUUCUUCUGAUUUCUUUCUACAGUGCUCUCCAACCAUGUGUCUUGUUUGUGAUUUAUUUUUGUCUCAUGUUCAUAUGGGAAGGGAAGAAGCAGCUAUUAGUGAACUGUACAAAGUGGCUCAAGAUACAAGGGUUGGUGGUCGUGCAGAAGGAGCUCAUCUUCACAUUGUUCAUUUAUCCGAUGCGUGGAAAUCACUUGGUAUAAUCAAGGUAUUUGAACACAUCUUUUUUUGAUUCCUAUGUUCAGACUAGGCUUUCCUCAGAUAAAAACUGAUCUUCCAGGAAGUUUCUCUUGGAGUCAAACAAGCAUUGAACAAGCAAGCCCAAGACUUUAUUCCAUUGCUUUAUGACAUAAUUCUCUUUCCUCCUCUCAUGAAAAUUCUUUUUUUAUCAUAGUAUUAUGGUUUUUACUGUUUAUAAUAUUUACUAUACUUAUUUUUAAUUUUAUUCUAUAUUCAUCUCACAUGUGGACUUAUCAUAUAAAACAUCCUAGGACGUAAGGAUGACCUUAUUCAAUGCAUUUUCUUCUCAAAUAGAAACCGUAAUCACCUUUCGAAGAUGGAAUGGGGACCGGAGCAAGAAGUUAGCACGAACAAGGGAUGAAAAUGCUGGUGUAGUUUGUAUGUUCAAGAGCAAGACACCACCCUCCUCCAUAUUUAGGGUACUGUCCUAUCAGCAGUUUGGAUCAUCAGAUAAUCUUUGAGUCGGGAAUAGUCUAUUGAUAUAAAAGCCACCCAGUUCAUAUCUCCUAUAGAAUGCUCGGUUUUCAUUUUGAGCCGAAUUACCUCUUCACAAGUACCUUAUCUUGGUGAAUAUUCUCAUCCAAAACCGAUGCUCGGCUGCAUAAUUCUGUAUUACGUCUUUUAUUCCAAGCAUCAUAUGGUAGACAACCCCAACGCAUUAUUUUUUCUUUUCAAAUCUUUGGGCGGUAUGACAGAGUAUUGCCUAUUUAUCGUCAGAUGCCAUAAUUCUACUCUAAAUCAACUCUUUUUUUUUUUUGUUCUUUCUGAAGGAAGCAAAGGAAAGUGGUGCUAGCCUAAGUGUUGAAACAUGCCCUCACUACUUGGCAUUUUCGGCGGAGCAAAUAAAGGAUGGGGAUACACGCUUCAAGUGUGCCCCUCCUAUUCGAGAUGAAGUGAAUAGGAACAAGCUACGGCAAGCAUUGAUGGUAUUUAACGUUUCGAUGAUAACCUUUUAUUUAUUUUUUAUUAUUUGUUCCCAAGUGCCUGAUUUUUAAUUUUUUUUUCAGGAUGGACAUAUUGAUUUGCUUAGUUCUGAUCAUUCGCCUAGCGCUCCAGAGCUCAAGCUUUUCGAUCAGGGCGAUUUUCUUAGGGCGUGGGGUGGGAUUUCCUCGUUGCAGGUAAACACUAAUCAAGAGAAGAACUCUCUUCUUCUAUUGAAUCUCAUGCUAGCUUAUAAUGUGCGGUCCGAUGGGGACAUGAAUCAUGCUCAUAUUUACGUUUAUUUAUUUAAAAUUAGGCUGGGAAGCCUUUUUUGAGAAAAACCCUUGAUUUAGAGUGGCCAGCGUGAUUUCUUUUGAAACCAGAAUAACAAAUUAAGUUUUAAAAAAAAUCUGUCUCCGGUAUAUUUAUGGAAAACUAUGUUAUUUAAUCUGCGAUAGAUCUCAUUCCUGUGUAAUUAUUGAAUGCUCACUGUAUUCUGUCUUCUUUGUUUCAAAGCUAGUGAUUAUAAAAUGUGAUCAUCCGAGAGCAUAACGGAUUCUCUGCCAUUAUCAAUCAAGAUAUUGUAAUAUCUAGAGAAUCAGAAAAAAAUAAAUAUUCUUCUGCGAUUUAUUUUAAUUUGUGGAAAGAAACUAAUGGGCAUGAAAUAUUGUACUGUAGUUUGACUUGCCAGUGACCUGGUCGUAUGGGAAAAGCUUUGGAGUUACUCUGAAUCAGUUAGCUACAUGGUGGAGUGAGAGGCCGGCAAAGCUUGCAGGCCAAGAACUAAAGGUGCUGUCUGUGAUUAUUUUUAAAUUAUUUUCUUACAUGAUUUUUUUUUUUUUAAUCAUGGGUUAUUUUAUUAUAAGACCCUGGGAACCAACUGAAUUAUCGACAAGUUCCUCUAUUUUUGAAUUAAACUUCUAGGUCCUUGAAAGCUAUCAUACUCUUAUUUUUCUAGCCUCUUCUGUCUAAAUCAUGACGCUAUUAUGCAAAAAGACUAAGCUCCCUUCAUGAUUACCCUCUCUCUCUCUAUCUAUAUAUAUAUAUAUCUUUCUCUCUCAUCCAUGGCCCUUUGCGGCCAUCUCCCUUGUUACACCACCGAAAAAGAGGGGUCCCUGAGGCCCUUUAGAUCAGAUUAUUGUUUAUCAGUAGUAUAUUCGCAGACCUGAAAGUAAUCGAUGCAUGCGAUAUAAAGAAAGCGACAACAAAUUGCUGACAGAUCAGGAAAGGUUACACGAUGCCUGACCCAUAAAUGUUUCAAUUCAGGGGGCCAUCUCUGGAGGAAAACACGCCGACAUCGUCGUGUGGGAUCCUGACGAGGAAUUCGAGCUCAACGAAAAUUACACCACGUACCUCAAGCACCCUGUAUGUUGUGCACUGCAUUCCGUCUUCGCUCACCAAACUGUUGAGUUCAUCUUGACGAAUGGGCAUCCUCCGUCCUAACAGCGUGGUUCUUCAUGCAUAUUAUUUCUUUUCUUGCCAUGAUUGGGCUUGAAUGUGCCUGCAGCUUCGAAAGAACAUCGGCUUAUGCUUUGAGGCAUUAGUUCUUCACCGGCUGUUCAUCAACUUUGGGAAAAAAUAGAAUAACUAUGUAUAUUUUUUUUAUUUUUCUACAGAAUAUCUCAGCUUACAUGGGCACGAGAUUGUCUGGAAAGGUCAUGGCAACCUUUGUGAGAGGCAACCUUGUGUACAGCGACGGUAAACUCGCUCCAGCGGCCUGUGGAGUUCCCAUCCUGGCGAAGCAGUAA
Molecule: messenger RNA, 7951 nt
Organism: Spirodela intermedia
Lineage: Eukaryota; Viridiplantae; Streptophyta; Magnoliopsida; Alismatales; Araceae
Source: the annotation of a GenBank genome assembly